This is a messenger RNA of Ilyonectria robusta, 2189 nucleotides long. RefSeq lists its product as uncharacterized. The transcript has a single exon. NCBI's taxonomy places the organism in Eukaryota, Fungi, Ascomycota, Sordariomycetes, Hypocreales, Nectriaceae. The record is from RefSeq and is a predicted model, not a curated record. The coding region runs from base 157 to 1950 and encodes 597 amino acids.
CCUCACUUCACUUCACUUGCACUCUACAAAUUCUCUUCUUCCACAAUUCCACUCCAAAGAAACGAGAAGCCAGCAAUUCUCUCAAGACUUUCCAAAUCUCUCCUUACUAUCACUUCUACCCGUUCUUCGCUACAAUCCCCCGCAACAUCAGCAACAAUGGUGCCUCCCCCAGGUGCCGAUUUCCUGGCCUCUCUCUGCGGCCUUUUCGCCGAGGCGGCCGCCAAGAAGAAAGACACCAAGGCCGAUGAGUUCGCCUGCUUCCGAGGGCCUCUCGUCAAGUUUCUCAUUGACUGUGGCACUAUGCGAGUUGCCCGAGCCCGCGCCAACUGCAUCCUCAAGUUUACCGACGACAAGAGACCCAUGACCGACCUCCAGCUGCCUCCCUGCACGAUGAAGAUUGAUGACGAGACCCGGGCUCAGCUAGACACGGCGUCUUCCGGCAACGAGUUCAUCGAAAUCCUUCAAGCCGAGAUUGAGAAGCAGGUGCCCCAGCGUAGCCGCAAGCCUCGCUCCACGAAGGCUCAGAUGGAGGCAAGGAAGAUGGCCAAUGUCACCAUGGCGGCCAUCAGAAAGGCCAAGGCUGCCGCCAUGAAGGCAGCGAAGCAGGCCGCGAAGAAGGCCAAGAUCGAGGCCAAGAUUGCCGCCAUGAAAGCACCCAACAAGACUGAGUCCGACAAGACCGAGUCCGCCAAGACCGAGUUCACCAAGAUCGAGUCCGACAAGAUCGAGCCCAAGAACAUUGAGUCCAUGAAGAUUGAGUCCACUGUCGAGUCCAACGAGGCUGAGCUCCACACUGAGAUCAAGAGCACCGAGCCCAAAAUCGUCGAGCCCAAGACAGAGUCCAAGCAACCCACCACCCCUGUCCGCCGCCGGAUCAUUCUUCGGGUCAACAAGAGUUCGUCUGCGACUGUCCAGCCGACAGAAUCUUCUUCUACCACUCCCACCACUGAUGGCCUCAAGGCCGCUAUCAACUCUGUCGAGGACAUCACCCAAUCGAGCCCGACCAGCAUGACUUCUUUGUGUUCUUCUCCGGGAGAUGAUCAGAAGUCUGAGGUGUCUGUCGAGACAGAGGCGUCAAGUGUUGAAGACGAAAAUGAUGCCAUCUCCGUUCAGAAAAAGGAGUCGGCCGAGCAGGAUGCGAGUGUGAGCGACGUACUGAUGCAGGACGUUGCUGUUAUCAAACAAGAGUAUCCUCUGAGCGAGAUGAACCUUGCCCAAGUCCCCAGCGCCGAUACAUUCGUGCCAAAGAAAUCCAUUGACCCUGCUGAUGAGGGCGGCUACGGCGAUUCCUCUUCGGAUUCUUCUUCGGAUUCUUCCUCGGAUUCCUCUUCCGACGAGGACGAGCCUGUGGUCCCACAAGACAUCAUGAUGAAGGAUGUUACCGCCAACAAAAUCUCGGAGCCAGAGCAGCCGGACUUGGUUGCGAAGAUCAUCGACUUGAUGGCCAAUGAGGGUGCUUCUGAGUGGGAGGCUUACAAGAAAUCGGCGAUGAACCUGGCCUUCCCCAGUUCUGGUGUUGCCCUCCCCGUCACCGACCGCAUCUCGCAGACACUAAAGUUCUUCAUCGACAACUCCGUCAUCACCGAUCUCGAGAUGUGGGCCCAUUACAAAAAGAGGUUGCUUGAACACGCCGCCACAUGUGCCUUUGAUCAACAACACAUUGACGAUCGCCGGAUGACCUUCGUCAGAAUCUGCUACCACUCCGAGGAAGCAAUCACUCACAGUAGCAAAUGGGGCCGUGGUAUCAACUGGGAGAGACGUCGCGUUGCAGUGCGUAUCUGCGCCAUCCUUUCUGAGGUGACGGCGGCCGUGGACGAGGAUUUGACCAACAACGGCAUCGCGGACUGGGUUGCGAAUGUUCUGGACGAGCUUGCGUUUAUGGAGCUGAUGCAGGGCCCCCAGGAGAGCAUGUAUGAGAUGGGAGAGGACGACAUGGACUGGGACGAGUGAAGAUGCAAAGGUUCAGACGGAUGAAGCUGGCAGUUGACUGUUGAUUGAUGCGCGCGAGUGAUGAUUGAUGAAACAUGAUGAUGACGAUGACUUUGGGAACUGGACAUGGCGGAUGCUACAAUGGAUAAGGGACAUGACACUUGCUAUCAUAGAGUACUGAACGGAACGGAGACAGAAAAUGGAAUAUCGCUCUUACUUCACCUCAUAAUGUGUCUUCGUGCUUCAUCUUGUGGUUUGUG